GCGGCCGCCCUGCGCGCGAAGCUCGUGGCCUGAAAGGGGUGCGGUCGGCCCAGAGGAGGCGGGGCUUUGGGAGAAUUUCUCCCUUCUCAUAGGCUGGCCGCUUCGGCUCGGCCGGCCUCGGGGCCUUGCGAUUCGCGACAGCACUGCCAGUCAGGCCGGAGGGCUCCGCCCACCCGGAGUUGGUGAAAUAGAGGCGGGCGUCAAGUGUCAGUAGUCGCGGGGCAGGUACGCGCGCUAGCAGCUCGCUCGCUGAGGUCGGAGUGGUGGGAGCGGGUUCCAGCGAGUGCAGGAGCGCGGCGGGGCGGGGUGGGAGAAAGUGGCCGCCCGGAGUACGUUGGCGUUUACGCGUGGCGGAGCGGAAGAGUUUUGCUUUUCGUGCGCGCCUUCGAAAACUGUGCCUGCUGUUGGCUGAAGGGUCUGCCCGGAGCCUCCCCUCCUCCGUCCAAAGCCCCGUACAGAGCUCGCCGGCCAAGCCAGCGUGGGCGAGGUGGGAAGUGCGCUCGACCCGCGCCCCCCAAGAGCCCAUGGCUACGCGGGUGCUGACCAUGAGCGCCCGCCUGGGACCUGUGCCCCAGCCGCCGGCCCCGCAAGACGAGCCCGUGUUCGCGCAGCUCAAGCCCGUGCUGGGCGCCGCGAACCCAGCCCGCGAUGCGGCGCUCUUUCCUGGCGAGGAAAUGAAGCACCCGCACCACCAUCCGCAGGCUCAGCCCGCGCCGCCGCAGCCUCCGCAGGCGGCCCCGCCGCCUGCCGCCGGACCGCGGCUGCACACCGAAGAGCUGGUCCAGACAAGAUGUGAAAUGGAGAAGUAUCUGACACCUCAGCUUCCUCCAGUUCCUAUAAUUCCAGAGCAUAAAAAGUAUAGACGAGACAGUGCCUCUGUUGUAGACCAGUUCUUCACUGACAGUGAAGGGUUACCUUACAGUAUCAACAUGAACGUCUUCCUCCCUGACAUCACUCACCUGAGAACUGGCCUCUACAAAUCCCAGAGACCAUGUGUAACACACAUCAAGACAGAACCUGUUACCAUUUUCAGCCACCAGAGUGAAACGACAGCCCCUCCUCCGGCCCCGACCCAGGCCCUCCCUGAGUUCACCAGUAUAUUCAGCUCACACCAGACCGCAGCUCCAGAGGUGAACAAUAUUUUCAUCAAACAAGAACUUCCUACACCAGAUCUUCAUCUUUCUGUCCCUCCCCAGCAGGGCCACCUGUACCAGCUCCUGAAUACACCGGAUCUAGAUAUGCCCAGUUCUACAAACCAGACAGCAGUAAUGGACACUCUUAACGUUUCUAUGUCAGCUGCCAUGGCAGGCCUUAACACACACACCUCUGCUGUUCCGCAGACUGCGAUGAAACAAUUCCAGGGCAUGCCCCCUUGCACAUACACAAUGCCAAGUCAGUUUCUUCCACAGCAGGCCACUUACUUUCCCCCAUCACCACCAAGCUCAGAGCCUGGAAGUCCCGAUAGACAAGCAGAGAUCCUUCAGAAUUUAACCCCACCUCCAUCCUAUGCUGCUACAAUUGCUUCUAAACUGGCAAUUCACAAUCCAAAUUUACCUGCCACCAUGCCAGUUAAUUCUCAAAACAUCCAACCUGUCAGAUACAAUAGAAGGAGUAACCCUGAUUUGGAGAAACGGCGCAUCCACUACUGCGAUUACCCUGGCUGCACAAAAGUUUAUACAAAGUCUUCUCAUUUAAAAGCUCACCUGAGGACUCAUACUGGUGAAAAGCCGUACAAGUGCACCUGGGAGGGCUGCGACUGGAGGUUCGCGCGGUCGGACGAGCUGACCCGCCACUACCGGAAGCACACGGGCGCCAAGCCGUUCCAGUGCGGGGUGUGCAACCGCAGCUUCUCGCGCUCCGACCACCUGGCCCUGCACAUGAAGAGGCACCAGAACUGAGCGCGCCCGCCGCCCACCCGCGAGGCCGCCGCGCAGCCUGCGGAACCAUCCACCUUUACUGUUCCUAUAUAAAGAAAAAAAAAAAAAAGAAAAAGCAAACACACAAAAAACCCCGGAAAUGUAUAUUUUGUAUAUUUGAGAAAACAGGGAAUACAUUGUAUUAAUACCAAAGUGUUUGGUCAUUUUAAGAAUCUGGAAUGCUUGCUGUAAUGUACAUGGCUUUACUCAAGCAGAUCUCAUCUCCUGACAGUCACAUCUCAGUGUGGGGAAGGGUGGGGGUGGAGGGGUGUGUGUGCAGUGUUUUUACCGAGGCACCAUCAUUUUAAAGUGACAGUGUUUAGUAAACAGAUGGGGUGGCAGGCACCGGGAGGAGGAUGGAUUGUAUGUCAAGAUUUUACUUGAUGUCAGGUAGUUUUCUUUUUUCAAUAUUUGGUAAUUCUUUGGAGAGGUACGUAGUGUACCUGGCAAUUCACAAAUAGCCAUUGAACAAAUACGUUUUUGUUUGUUUCUUUUUUUUUUUUUUAAAGAAAUGAGUUGCCUAUAUUUGCUAUUCAAAAUUUUGUAAAUAUGCAAAUCAGCUUUGUAGGUUUAUUACAAGUUUUUUAGGAUUCUUUUGGGGGAAAAAUCAUAAUUCUUUUGAAAAUAACCAUGAAUACAUUUACAGUUAGAAUUUGUGGUAAGAUACCUCUUGACGUUACCAAAUUCAUUUCUUUGGGGGGGGGUUAAGGAAUACUAAUCAUUCAAAUGAACUUUAAAGAAAGCAAAUCUCAUGCACUGAUUUAAAAUAGGAUUGUUUAUUUUAAAUAUGAAAGACAUUUUAUAUGAAUUGUAAACUGAAGAGCUUCAAGAUAGUUACGAUAUACAAAAGUGAAACCUCUAACAAUAAGCUAAAGACAAGUAUCAUUUUUAAAGAGAAGGACUUGGCAAUGUAGUUUUCACAAGGCCGCAUUCACAACGAUGCAGUUUUCCUGAACGGGAACGUUGACUUCACGAUGCAGUUUUCAUAUAUCGAGAUAAUUGCUCGCGCAGUACUGUGGGUUAGGUGACAAUUUAUGUGGAUUUUGCAUGUAAUACACAAUGAGACACAGUAAUUUUAUCUAAAUUACAGUGCAGUUUAGUUAAUCUGUUGUUAAUACUGACUCAGUGUCUGCCUUUAAGUAUAAAUGAUAAGUUGAAAACUUAAGGAAGCGCUACACAUAUGCAAUAUCAAAUAGUAAUGUCAUGCCGAUGCUGAUAACCAAAGGGCAGAAUAAAUAAGCAAAAUGCCAAAAGGGGUCUUAAUUGAAAUGAAAAUUUUAAUUUUGUUUUUAAAAUAUUGUUUAUCUUUAUUUAUUUUGUGGUAAUAUAGUAAGUUUUUUUAGAAGACAAUUUUCAUAACUUGAUAAAUUAUAGUUUUGUUUGUUAGAGAAGUUGCUCUCAACCUGUAAAUAGACGACAAAUGGUGUAAAUAAUUUUGUAAGAGGCUUCAAAAUGUUUAUACGUGGAAACAUAACCUACAUGAAAAGCAUAAAUCAGUUGCUGUUUUGCUUCUUUUUCCCUCUUAUUUUUGUAUUGUGGUCAUUUCCUAUGCAAAUAAUGGAGCAAACAGCUGUAUAGUUGUAGAAUUUUUUGAGAGAAUGAGAUGUUUAUAUAUUAACGACAAUUUUUUUUUUUUUUUGAAAAUAAAAAGUGCCUAAAAGAU
Otolemur garnettii (small-eared galago) is the source of this 3579-nucleotide messenger RNA. RefSeq names its product Kruppel like factor 5 (gene KLF5). The transcript is spliced from 4 exons. Gene Ontology annotation, molecular function: DNA-binding transcription factor activity, RNA polymerase II-specific; RNA polymerase II cis-regulatory region sequence-specific DNA binding. Gene Ontology annotation, biological process: regulation of transcription by RNA polymerase II. Bases 525 to 1898 code for a protein of 457 amino acids. The record is from RefSeq and is a predicted model, not a curated record. NCBI's taxonomy places the organism in Eukaryota, Metazoa, Chordata, Mammalia, Primates, Galagidae.